AUGAGCGACUUCAACAGCGAUAUGACGCCCUCCGACAGUGGAAGUAGCUUCUGGGGCGCGAACGCGUCGAAUUCGGGAUCCAGCGUUACGCCUGCAUCCUCGAGGUCCGCAUCUCCCCCUCCGAAGCUCAAGCAGGGCAAGCAGCGCGCGCCGCUGCAUCUCGAUCUCAAUCACCUAGAUCUCAACGCAGAUCGCCCAGGUGUCGAACCCUCGUCCAUCGAGGGCAAGACCCUCGUGAACAUACGCCGCUCCCCCAAUCAUCCCUGCCUCACACUCUACUUCGACGAUGAGUCGAGCUAUCAGGUGCUUGUAGACGGAUACCAGGCUAAUGGCCAGGGCACGCACAAGUUCCUCGAGCUCAACGCGCAUCUCGAAGCCCUCAUCGCCGAUACCGCCGCCCACCUCCCCGCCCCCAUCGAGCGCUGCGCGUACUCCCAGCUCGUCGACGUCGCAUUCUGCAUCGACGAAGCGAAGUGCGCCAGCGCAGCGACCACUCUCGGCCGCCGCCCGUCUAUCUCCACCGCGCCCCGCCAGACAUGGGACCAGAAACACACCGCGCUAGCCUUCAAGCUGGGCGGCCGCCUGCAUAUCGUCUCCGCGCAGAUGGAGGAGCGCGUCGCGGAGAAGACGCCCUAUCGCGAAGAUAAGGACUUCGACCCGACCGUCGUCGCGUACGUCGAGAACCAGUGCACGUUCCGCAACUACUGCGACGUCUACCUCAAGGCCGUGUCCCAUACGCAAACGCGGUCUCUGGGCAGAGCUCGCGGUGGUCGUCUUGCUACCCGCAAUAACUUCGCUUCGGGGUCGAAGGGUGGAUCGCUGUCUUGCUCGCCUAAGAAGGAGAGCGCGCUCUCCUUCGCCUCGCCGACGAAGCGCGUAUUCCCGAUGGCCCCGCCUGCCGAGCCUGUCACGCCCAAGAAGCGCGAGGAUGGUCCCUCAAGGAGUAACUCCGUCAAAGGCAGCAGCAAGAAGCGCAAGGGCGGCCAUAAACGCACCUCGUCGCAAUCCAGCGACUCGCAUUGGGAGAAGAAGGCCCGGCGCAACUCCCAAAUCUUCUGA
Molecule: messenger RNA, 1059 nt
Organism: Schizophyllum commune H4-8
Lineage: Eukaryota; Fungi; Basidiomycota; Agaricomycetes; Agaricales; Schizophyllaceae
Exons: 2
Coding region: 1-1059 (352 amino acids)
Source: RefSeq, a predicted model, not a curated record